Messenger RNA from Humulus lupulus (European hop), 1718 nucleotides. RefSeq lists its product as uncharacterized. Lineage: Eukaryota; Viridiplantae; Streptophyta; Magnoliopsida; Rosales; Cannabaceae. The coding region runs from base 208 to 1440 and encodes 410 amino acids. The transcript is spliced from 13 exons. The record is from RefSeq and is a predicted model, not a curated record.
AAAGUUUUUCUUUUUUUUUUUUUUAAAAAAAAAACUAUAUGAAUUUAUGAAACAACACAAUUUAUACACAAACGCACAUUCAUAUAUACUAGGAAAUCCCUUUUAGUCUCUAUUAUUGCUUAGAACCCUUUGUUAAUCUUUCUCUCUCUCUCUCUCUUUGCUGGGAUAGAGAUUAAAGGAGACCUUUUUCUUUUGUUGAGGGGACAAAUGGGAAGUUUGAAGUUGAAGAGUUCAAAGGCAGCGUGUCCCACAUAUAGACAUUGUUCUGAGUGGGCAAUUGAGUACAUGGACUACUGUCUUUGCAAUGUGAAAGAUGUCGUUUCGUUAAGUUUGGGUGUAGUUAGUGUUAUUAGUUGGGGCGUAGCUGAAGUACCUCAAAUCAUCACGAAUUACCAACAGAAAUCUUCUGAGGGUCUCUCUAUUGCUUUUUUGAUCACUUGGAUUGUUGGAGACCUUUUUAAUCUUUUUGGCUGUAUGUUGGAACCAGCUACGCUUCCAACACAAUACUAUAUGGCAAUGUUGUAUACCGUUACUACCUCGAUUCUUUUUGGACAGACCAUAUACUAUAAUUACAUAUAUCACCAGCUGAAACCCAGAACAACACACCGAAAGGAUCCUAUGCCUAACAAGAGGGAGGUAGAUGUAAAAUCUAAGGGAAGCAGUAAUGAUGGUGAUGAGAAGCAAGUUCAUAAUUCUGAAACAACUGUCAGAGUUGAUAUUUCAAGUCCACCUAUUCAGCUUCCAGCCUUCCAUCCAAUUCUUUCCCCAGGAAGCGAAUUGUACUAUAUGUCAGCAAGAUCUCUAUCAAUGAGUUCUACUCCAACUCGAGGAUCUGUUUUAGUGCAAAGAAUGGCUUCUACAUCACCUCAUACCCGGAAUUCACUUGAAGAGCCCUUGCUUGAUCCAUUGGUAUCAUCAACACAGUCUGAAUUUCAACCACAAGUCAAGCCCUUGCUAUCUGUGGUUUCAGCAAUGAGCUUCCUUGGCACUACAAAUCUGUAUUUGACUGCAUUUAACGAAAUUCCAAGUCCUGGAUUUGUGAUUGGAGAACAUAGAAAUCAAUUACAGGUGAAAGGUAGAAUGCUAGGGGAGAAUGGUCUUGGAGAAGCCACUGGAAUGGGGAGUUUUCUUGGUUGGGGUAUGGCAGCUAUUUACAUAUGUGGUCGACUUCCACAAAUUCUUUUAAAUUUGCAAAAGGGUAAUGCUGAGGGGCUUAAUCCCUUGAUGUUUGUCUUUGCCUUGGUUGGAAAUGCCACUUAUGUUGCAAGCAUACUUGUGAACAACAUGGGAUGGUCUAGAAUUAAACCCAAUUUACCAUGGUUGGUGGAUGCGGCAGUAUGUGUGCUACUCGAUACUUUUAUUCUCUGUCAGUUCAUCUACUUCAACUAUCGGAAACGAAAGGCUAAGAAUAUGAAUAAACUCUCUUAUGCAAUAGUAUAGAUGGUGGACAAUAAGAUGGUUCCAAGGUCUAUCUCUCUCCUUAUAAUGCAGAGGUGAUUUGCGGCGGCUACAGUAACUAAUCUUCAACAUUUUGAAGGCUCUAAUGAGAACCAUAUUUUGCUUUUUAUGAUUGCGGCUUGUUAUUAUCUUAUCAAUUUGAAACGUUGAGGUUUCUAUUUAGUUAUAUGCUUUUUUGUUUAGCAGUUUCUUUACGUACUUGUAUACAAUUUCUUAUCAACAUUAAUAGAAAAGAAAGGCCAAAUAUUUGAUCCGAAUAA